Messenger RNA from Coregonus sp. 'balchen', 15127 nucleotides. The record is from the annotation of a GenBank genome assembly. NCBI's taxonomy places the organism in Eukaryota, Metazoa, Chordata, Actinopteri, Salmoniformes, Salmonidae.
GGUACAAACAAUGGGGUUAAACGAGUGCUAAGAGCUGCUCGUGGUCUGCCUUCACAAAUGCUAAAAUUAUAAGGAAGCUAGCAUGGAGGCAUGUGUUUUUCUGUUUCCUCAAUUCAACUUUUUGGCACCAAAGGAGGAAGCAUAUUUCAAAAUGCUCGGUCCUGAGGACUUGAAGGCACCGAGAAUGAAAGAUAGUAAUUCCAGGUAGGUUUUUUGCACUUAAAAUCUUCAUAUCCUUUUUAUUUGAAAGCAGAAUUCGAUUUUUGUGUAUUUUAACAAUUCUAUAAAGCUUCUAAGUCCUUCUUUCAUUACAUUUUGUAAUAAUUCCACUUCCUUAAUUUGCAUUGCACAACAAUAAUGGGAGACAGACAGAGAAAACCUUACCACUAAUAUGAAUAUGUUCUCUGAUAUUGUGACUUUCUCCUCCACAACUCUUCCACUCUUUAAGUGUUGCUGUUAACUUCAUCAUGUAAGGGGGUCUGCCAUGGCACCAUGUUUGACUUGUUUCUACAGAGUGAGAGUGUACAUGUGUAUCUGAGAGCCAUUGCCAUUAUCUCAAUAGCAGAAGAUCAGAAAAUAAAUGUUUAUUCGUUAAGGUGACACCCUAGAACUAACAAUUGUGAGUUCUGUACUUUGGUUCAUUUAUUUGCAUCUUUGAGUAUUUGACAAGACAAGUGGAGACACAGAGUAGGUGUUAAAGUGUCAUGAUGUUGUUUGUUUGAGAGUAUGAAGUCAUUUGGGGCUGUCUCGGUAUGUUGAUUCUUUUGAUGUAGAACAGUGAGGCAAAUUAAAUGACUACACGAUGGCGAUGAAUUGUGACAUGGUAAAACAGUUGUUCUUCAUAACUAUCCAUCAAUGAACUAUACAAAAGUUGAAUGAUAAAACCUCGACAGGAGGUAGAGAGGAGACAGGGGAAAUAAAACUUUUGAGUGAUUUGCAGCACAGUUUCAGUUGCUGUCUGUGUCAAUUCCUGUCCAUGCAAAUUCCCUUGAAUGUGCUGCAGAUACUGUGGCUCGUUGAGUAGAAGUGCAGAAGUACAUUUCCCCUUGGUUUGCCUUUGUUCUGUGUUUCAGGGCAUAUGUGUGGUUGGUUCCUAGUUUCAGAAUGAUGCUUAGCACACUGACACCAUCUUGUUUUGCUAGCAUUCUCAAGGGCACUGUCCACCCCACACCAUCUUGGCCACAAAUGAGAUGCCACUGCUGCCUUCAGUGAAACACUGCAUGCUCUGUUGACCUUUACGUCAUGUGACCCAGGUGGAAAGAAAGAAGAGGGCCUAUUUAUUUCAGUUGUCAUGUGAACGUCCAUGUUGAAGGUCCUCGGCUUGAGUAAACAAUGGCCGGUUUACUCCUCUGUUGUUGUUUUUGUAGCCUGGUUCCCAGAUAUGCUUGCGCUGUCUUGCCGACUGAAACAAUGUUUAGCGUGACAAUAACCAUAGGAGUUGGCAAGACAGCACAAACAGAUCUGGGACCAGGCUAGUGAUUUCGUACAUUAUGAUUCAACUGCUGUACAAUAAACCGGAAUGUAUCAUUAUGUAAAGUGUUCCAUAAACUUCGGUUGCAGAUUGAAAGACAAGAGGAGCCGACUGAGCCUUCUGCUGACCAAGUCAGGCUCCCAUGAAAACAUCGGUCCAGAAAAGAAGACCACCACCGCAACCAGCAAGUAAGACCUCAGUCAAGUAUAGUGGCAAAGCAAUGGAAAGAGAUUGCCCUGCAGAAUAACAUAACAUGUUUAAUUGCCCCAGUUACCCAAUUUGUAUUGAAGAGCAUUUUCAAUCUUAAGGGCAUUCCACACUGUACGUCGGUUUCAGUCUUUUAAGAUUAUUACAUGUCACACUGUGCGAUGUGACCAAAUUUGAAUAUUGAUAUCAACCUGGCCAGAUUGUAUGAUUUGCUUCAGUUCUGUCGUCACAUUCUGCAAUUGGCUUGCGAGGCUAGUUCAGCCGACGUAGGCUACGUCAACUGGGCGUAUCAAGCAUGGCAUCGAAAGAACAACAACAAGCUCCUCGUAAUGAAAAGCUCAACUCUCAAAUUGAAGAGGCACAUCACAACAUGGAAAAGGCUAACACCGGAUAUAAGGCCCAUAGCUCAAAUGUGAUGUGCGCCUCCACAUAAUCAUUGCCAUUUCUCAAUACAUUCAUUGACAUUUUGACAUUCGAGGUGUGUUUAUGUUAUUAGCAACUACACACAGGCCAUUACUUGCACCAAGUUUUCAUUAUACAAUGUGUGAAUUCUACAGUCUAAUUUUGAAUAAACAAAUGCAUGCCACACUACACGACAUUUCUGACGCUGCCAGAACUUUGUUGGAGCCUACGACCGCACAUAGUCAUGCUUAAUGGGCAGACCUAGACCCUGUCACACUGAGACGUCCGACAAUCGUUUACGACCUAAGAAUUUGCCCACAACUUGGAAAUGUUGUCUUGGACGGCAAAAUCGUGGCAUAAGAUGGCUAAAACCGUACAGUCUGUGCGGGCCUUAAAUGGUAUCUCUGACUCUUUUUUCGCAGCAUCUCACCGGAGGCAGCUUUGAGAUGGAGCGACACCUUUGAAGAGCUGCUCAGACAUUCAGGUUAGAUUGAAGCCAGCGAUGUCUCAUUUAGUCACAAAUUGCGAGUCUAUUUUUGUUCAAAGCACAACUUUAAUGGGAAGCCACAUUGUCUUUAGGGAAAUUAAAGGUUAGAGGAGAGAACAAUGGAGUUUCACUACAUGUUUUCGGUGUUAGGUAAGACUAUCAAACCUGUCUAACUUCCUGAGAUGUCUAUUGAAGAGUGUUUCAUUACAGCUGUAAAUCAUUUUGCAGGGUUUGCUCUAUGAGUCAUUGAGAAUCUUUCCCACUUUUCAUAGAGAGCAGGUUGAGAAUCUACAGAGUUUGACCAUCUCUAUUUUGAAUAUGAAUAAACAAAAAUAAGCCAAAUCUCAAUUAACAUAGUCUGAAAUUCAAUCAAGUGUAAGUUACAAAGUAACUCAUCUACAGUUUCAGCCUCAAGUGGGCACAGUGCAGAUCCCUUUGUCACCAUUAUUCUGGAGCAGUACAUGCUGUUUUUAUCCAUAUAAGCCUCAUGAUUGAAUCCAAUGAAUCCAAUGGAUCAUUAAAGAGUAUGUUCUUCUCCCCCGGGUAGAUGGAGUGGAGACGUUCUCUCAGUUCCUCAGAACAGAGUUCAGUGAGGAGAACAUUGAGUUCUGGUUGGCCUGUGAGGAAUACAAGACCAUCAACUCGGAUUCCAGGCUCAUCACCAAAGCCAAGCAGAUGUAUGCUGUCUUCAUUGAAGCCGAGGCCCCAAAGGAGGUAUAUAUGGUGCUUGAGAAAUGAAACCAAAUGGGCCUUGCUGGAGCUUUAUGAGCCGUAUAGGGUCUACAGGUUUUCCUGACCAUGUGGGCCCUAUCAAUGGCAAUAGGAAAUCUGUGGGCAACACCAAUGGAACUUCCCUAAAGCUGGUGGUUGGUCAACGGGCAUCUCAUUCAACUAUUCACAGAAAGAUCAAAUCUCAUCUUUGUUGCUCUUCUAUGGUCUUUAUCUAAUUCAAAAGGAGACUGAUGCAAUGCAUCAACAUUCACCACUAUACAUACUUUGACUUUUAUAAACUAUGCACAGGAACUAUGCAGAGGUUACAAUGAGUAUGAUGCAUGAACAAAGCUCUGAGUGCAUGAGCACCCUGUGGUUGAGAAUAUGCUCUAUACGCCUAGUGAGACAGAUAUGACCAUUAUAGAACUGUGUGGUUUAGGAGCGUUAUAACCUCAGGCACCAUUGGACGCAGACAGACGUGAGCGUGUGGUUUUCCUUCUCUGCAACUAGCAGCAACUGAGCCAGUGGAAUAAUUACCCACACACUUUCAGUUUGAUAUGAAGACGUUAGCGCCUUCUAAGCUCAGUUGAAGAAUAAGUGAGCAGGACUUCCAAACCAAGUACAGGGACAUGUAAUGUGUCACAGAAGUGUACUUACAUGGAGGGCUCCAUAAACUAGGAAGAAUGCCUCUAGGUGUCUUGGGCCAGUCAUGAACUGUAGCUGUUUACAGUAUAUUGACCUCUCACCCACUGAUCUAAAACAAGUCGCACUUGCCAAUAUAAAGGAUUGGGUGUUCAGCUGAAAUAACAUCUCAUUUGCAUAUACCCGUGGGCAUAAUUAUAACAUUUGCAAGAAAUUACUCUCUAUCCAACCAGCAUUUUACUAAGGUACCGCCCCCUCAUAAUCUCACAAUCUCCAGUAGCUUUCACCAUGGAUUUCACUCAAAUUCAUGAUUGUUUUUGUCAAAUCCUCUUGCAUAUUCAACAUUAGGUGGAGACUACAGUGAGCUCCAAUAGGACAAAUUCAUUUAUAUGUGUAUUAAAGUAGUCAAAAGUUUAGUAUUUGGUCCCAUAUUCCUAGCACACAAUGAUUACAUCAAGCUUGUGACUCUACAAACUUGUUGGAUGCAUUUGCUGUUUGCAUUUGCCCCAGACCAUUAUUCCUCCUCCACCAAACUUUACAGUUGGCACUAUGCAUUCGGCAGGUAGAAUUCCAAACCCAGAUUCAUCCGUUGGACUGCCAGAUGGUGAAGCGUGAUUCAUCACCCCAGAGAACGCGUUUUCCCUGCUCCAGAGUCCAAUACCGGCGAGCUUUACACAACUCCAGCCGACGCUUGGCAUUGCGCAUGGUGAUCUUAGGCUUGUGUGCGGCUGCUCGGCCAUGGAAACCCAUUUUAUGAAGCUCCUGACAAACAGUUAUUGUGCUGACGUUGCUUCCAGUAGCAGUUUGUAACUCGGUAGUGAGUGUUGCACUUCAGCACUUGGCGGUCCCGUUCUGUGAGCUUGUGUGGCCUACUGCUUCACGCUGAGCUGUUGUUGCUCGUAGACGUUUCCACUUCACAAUAACAGCACUUACAGUUGACCGGGGCAGCUCUAGCAGGGCAAGAAUUUGACAAACUGACUUGUUGUAAAGGUGGCAUCCUAUGACGGUGCCACGUUGAAAGUCACUGAGCUCUUCAGUAAGGCCAUUCUACUGCCAAUGUUUGUCUAUGGAGAUUGCAUGGCUGUGUGCUCGAUUUUAUACACCUGUCAGCAACCGAUGUGGCUGAAAUCCACUAUUUUGAAGGGGUGUCCACAUACUUUUGUAUAUAUAGUGUAGAUGCAAAUAAAAAAACACAUGUUCCAUUGUUGACAUUUUGAAGGGAGCUGGCAUUUGUUUGAGCAGUCAUAACAGGCGUUUCAGUGAUCGGAAAAUCAAUGGGGAGAUGUGCUUUGUACAAGCAACAGUUGGAAUGCGCAUUGCUUUCCUUUUGAAAUAAAUCAAAGGGCAAGGUGGAGCUAUUACCAUAUUACCAUAUCUAAGGUUCAAUUUGAGAUUGAGCCACAUCCAUUUAACAUACUCAUGAUAGUGUCACUUUACUUUUAGGUCAACAUCGACUACGCCACAAAGGUGGCCAUCCGGAAGAACAUCGCCACGCCGACGAAUACCUGCUUCGAUGCGGCACAGAGCAAAGUCUACAGCCUGAUGAAAAAAGACUGCUACCCGAGGUUCCUCACUUCCGACAUCUACCUGCGCCUCACCAAGAGAAAAGGCCCCGGGACCACCAUGUACCGCCGGAGGUCACGGUCCUGUGUUUUCAAUGAGCCGCGAGGGGAGGCCACGGGCGACUCCUCUGCCUGGUUGUAGCAUCUUAAGCUGAGAGUAGCACAACACACACAAACACACACACACACAAACACCCGCACACACACCACACACACACCCUUCUAAUUUCCCUUGCAGUGCAAUGCCUGUAUCUGACUAGCUGUGUGACUGUGGAACGUUGUGUCUUUUUAAUGAGACUUUCUGAAGAGAUUUGACUUUACAGCUACCUGUUAAAGUGUUCCCCAUCUAGACAGCAAACAUGCACAUAAUACUGUGUUUGAAUACUAAUAUGCAAUAUUCAUCUUGAUUACCGUUAAAUGUCUUGCCACUGCUUGUAUUAAUUCAAUAAUUUAUGAUAAUAAUCUGUUAUGUUGGCUUUUAGUUGUAAAUUGUAUAUAUUGUCUGGAGAGUAAUUAUUGGAAUAAACAACGUACUUUGAAAGCUUUUUCUAAUGUUUAUAACUGUUCAAUUAUGUCAAAAGAGACAAACAAAAACAUCACAAAUAGCGACUAUGAUGUUAGUGCAUUACACAAUCAGAAGGGGAAGUAUUUGGAAGGAACCCCUACCGAAUCACUAAAAAAUGUAUAAACCUCACUGAGCAAGUGAGUAACCACUCUAUGAUUAGAAAGAUUCACAUCAUUGUAUUCCUUACAAAGAAAAAUAUGUAAUCAUUCUAAGCUGCCAGUGAUUCCACUGAAUCUAUCUUGGCGGUGUCUUUAUUUGCAGGCUGCUGAAGGUGCUGGUCGAGGACACACAGCGCCUCACUGUGGCUCACAAGAGCCAGUGUGGGCCAAGAGUACUUCCUGGUCAAGUCUAUUGACCAGGAACUAUUGGCCCUUGUUAUAAUUCAUGGCUCGUGACCAUGUGGUCUGGUUACUAGGGAAAACUCCUGGCCCUAGCCAUGACAGCUAGAUGACAGGGUGUUGGAAGAGGAAUAAAUGAGUGUUUGUAUAAAAUCUGUACAUUAUAUUAAACAUUCCACAAUGCAAUGUCUUCAUGGCAGCUAGGGGAACAAGGGAAACAACAAACGGGGGAAAAACUGUUUUAUUUAUGUUUUGUGUGUGGGUAGGAAUGCUUUGAUAGUAAACUCCUCUGGGUUCACUUCAAUCAGAAUCCACCAACUAUGUAGUUUUGGGAUGUAUAGCAACCCCACCAGCAAUAGACAGUGUUUCAGAGUCUGCACUGCACCAAUGGAAACACUUCUCAGCACUGUGCACAUGCGAGCAGGGACGGCUUGUUCAAUAGGGCGAUAUGGGCGACGCACUGCCAAACGGGAAAAGGAAGGGAUUUUUUUUCUAAUCAAUUAUAUCACGGCAACAGCAGUUAUCAGUGUUCACGUCUGAUCUGCCAGCCACUAAAUGUCAAAUCAGGCUAAAGUCGUGCUUCAAAUGGCCCCGCCCGUUUUUUGGGCGAUUUCAGUCAGGUUGAAAAUCGCCCAGAAGUCUCUCAUAGCCUGUCAUGUAAAAUCUAUUUUUUUUCACAUUUCAAAGUGUCACACUCUGGCUCCGGGACUGUGUGUUAGAGCCAGGGUGUAUUUCAUUUGGUGGUGUUGGGUUGGGUGAGUUUCAUUUGUUUGUGUUUUUUGGUGAUUGGUUAAUGACUCCCAAUCGGAGGUAACGAGUGUCAGCUGUCGGCUCGUUAUCUCUGAUUGGGAGCCAUAUAUAUUCUGUGUGUUUUUCUCCUUGUGUUUGUGGGUUUUUGUUUCCUUGUGCUAUGUUCAGUCGGUGUCAUAGAGAACUUCACGUAUCGUCUUUUGUUGUUUUUUCGUGGUUGCUUUUAUAAAUAAAGUCAUCAUGUUCACUCACAACGCUGCGCAUUGGUCUCCUGCUUCAGACGAUCGUGACAGAAAAACCCACCAUCAAAGGACCAAGCAGCGUGUCCAGGAGCCGAGGGUCUGGACAUGGGAAUAACUUUUGGACGGUAAAGGGUCCUGGACGUGGGAAGAAAUCCUGGAUGGCAUGGAUCGCCGUCCAUGGAGCGAGACAGAGGAGAGGCGACGGAGAGAGGAGCAACGGCGUCGGCAGAGCCAACGUCGGAAGGACGAGAGGCAACCCCAAGAAAUUUUUGGGGGGGGGCACAUGGCUUGGGCGACUGAGCAGCAGGAGGCUGCCACAAGGCAGAGUCAGAAGGCUGCCAGGUUAAGGGGGCUGACGGAGGCAGAGAAGGGACGGAUUCAGGAGGCUACCAGGUCAAGGGGGCUAUUGGCGAGUAGAAGGAGGGAAGUGUGUGUGGCACGGCGUGAAGGACUGAUGUGUGUUGCCAGUCCGGUCCGGCCCGUUCCUGAUCCUCGGUUGAAGCCAGUAGUGUGUGUUCCCCGUACGGUACGGCCUGUUCCGGCCCCUCGCACUAAGUGUACGGUGCGCGUCGCCAGCCCGGUUCGGCCUGAUCCUGCCACCCGCACCAAGUGUACGGUGCGCGUCGCCAGCCCAGCCCGGCCUGUUCCGGUCCCUCGCACUAAGUGUACGGUGCGCGUCGCCAGCCCGGUUCGGCCUGUUCCUGCCAUCCGCACCAAGUGUACGGUGCGCGUCGCCAGCCCAGCCCGGCCUGUUCCUACUCCACGCACCAGGGAUACGGUGCGCUUCGCCAGCCCGGCCCGGCCUGUUCCGGCCACUCGCACCAGGGAUACGGUGCGCGUCGCCAGCCCAGCCCGGCCUGUUCCUGCUCUCCGCACUAGGCGUGAGGUGAGUCCCCAGGGUCCAGCAUGCCCUGUUCCGGCUCCCCGCACUAGGCGUUAUGGGAGUCCCCAGGGUCCAGCAUGCCCUGUUCCGACUCCCCGCACUAGACCUGAGAUGCGUGUCCUCAGCCCGGUACCUCCAGUUCCGGCACCACGCAUCAGGCCUACGGUGCGUCCCCAGGGUCCAGCAUGCCCUGUUGCUGCUUCCCGCACUAGCCCUGAGAUGCGUGUCCUCAGCCCGGUACCUCCAGUUCCGGCACCACGCAUCAGGCCUACGGUGCGUCCCCAGGGUCCAGCAUGCCCUGUUGCUUCUCCCCGCACUAGCCCUGAGAUGCGUGUCCUCAGCCCGGUACCUCCUGUUCCGGCACCACGCACCAGGCCUACGAUGCGCCUCAGACGGCCAGAGUCUGCCGUCUGCCCAACGGGGCCUGAACUGCCCGUCUGCCCAAAGCCUGCAAAGCCGCCCGUCUGCCAUGAGCCAUCAGAGCCGUCCGCCAGACCGGAGCCGCUAGAGCCUUCCGCCAGACAGGAUCAGCCAGAGCCUUCCGCCAGACAGGAUCAGCCAGAGCCUUCUGCCAGACAGGAUCAGCCAGAGCCUUCUGCCAGACAGGAUCAGCCAGAGCCUUCUGCCAGACAGGAUCAGCCAGAGCCUUCCGCCAGACAGGAUCAGCCAGAUCCGUCAGUCGGCCAUGAGCAGCCAGAUCCGUCAGCCAGCCAUGAGCAGCCAGAUCCGUCAGCCAGCCAUGAGCAGCCAGAUCCGUCAGCCAGCCAUGAGCAGCCAGAUCCGUCAGCCAGCCAUGAGCAGCCAGAUCCGUCAGCCAGCCAUGAGCAGCCAGAUCCGUCAGCCAGCCAUGAGCAGCCAGAUCCGUCAGCCAGCCAUGAGCAGCCAGAUCCGUCAGCCAGCCAUGAGCCGUCCAGCCAGGAUCCGCCAGAGCCGUCCAGCCGGGAUCCGCCAGGGCCGUCCAGCCAGGAUCCGCCAGCCAGCCAGGAUCCGCCAGAGCCAGCCAGCCAGGAUCCGCCAUUUAGUCAGGUGCUGCCCCUUAGCUCGGUGUUGCUCCUUAUCCUGGUGCUGUCCCUUAUCCUGGUGCUGUCCCUUAGCCUGGUACUGCCCCUUAGUCCGGUACUGCCCCUUAGUCCGGUACUGCCCCGUAGUCCGGUGCUGCCCCUUAGUCCGGUGCCGCCCCUUAACCCAGUGGGGUGUAGUUGGGGGGUGGUAAUGUGUAGGAGGCAAAUUAAGUGGGUAAUGACUAUGGUGGGGUGGGGAUCACGACCAGCGCCAGAGCCGCCUCCGUGGAGUAACACCCACCCAGCCCUCCCCAUUUUUGGGUUAGGCGCGGUCGGAGUCCGCGCCUUUGGGGGGGGGUACUGUCACACUCUGGCUCCGGGACUGUGUGUUAGAGCCAGGGUGUAUUUCAUUUGGUGGUGUUGGGUUGGGUGAGUUUCAUUUGUUUGUGUUUUUUGGUGAUUGGUUAAUGACUCCCAAUCGGAGGUAACGAGUGUCAGCUGUCGGCUCGUUAUCUCUGAUUGGGAGCCAUAUAUAUUCUGUGUGUUUUUCUCCUUGUGUUUGUGGGUUUUUGUUUCCUUGUGCUAUGUUCAGUCGGUGUCAUAGAGAACUUCACGUAUCGUCUUUUGUUGUUUUUUCGUGGUUGCUUUUAUAAAUAAAGUCAUCAUGUUCACUCACAACGCUGCGCAUUGGUCUCCUGCUUCAGACGAUCGUGACACAAAGCUUUCAAUACAUUCUCUAUGGGUGUCUGUGGGCAUGCACUUACGCGCUUUCGUCAUACGUGACGUAACGUUGAACGUAACUAAGACAAUGGCGGCUAGCAGCGUCUAUGUUGCGACCUGCAGUGUGGCGUUAUUUUAUGUUUUUAAUUUGUAGACUUAGUUUACAAACAUUCUGCAAACAUUCUGCUUUGGACUGAUCUUCGGUUUUGGACUGAUCUUGUUGAUCGUGUACAUACCCGCUACGAACGGACUAAAUAAUGAAAACGCUGCUGGCAGCGGAAUCCCAAUACAGCUGGGAGACUUGGCUGGAUGACAGAGUCCCGGACAGAGAGGUGGAGCCGGCCGGCUUCACCCUGGUCAGAGCGGACCGCGAUCCUGGUAAGAGAGCGACUCUGUACCCCGACAUUGAACUGCUUUCUGUGUCAUUGAACCUUACUAUUGUUGAUAAAACAAGUUUACUGGAGAACGGAGACCAAGUAGAGACUUUUGGACAAGGUGGAUAAUUGUAUAAUAUAAGGCAGUUUAUUCAGAGGUAAAGAUAUCUGGAAUCGCGUGCACGGACCCGUUCGUCAAACUCGUAGGGAGUUUAUCAGAAGAGCCCCUAAACAUUGUGUGCUGACAUUUUAUACAAUAAAAUGAAGUAGGUUGAAUCUAGUAGUUCUGAUCUUCUGAUUGGUCCUGAUGAGUUGGGCGAGGUCACCUCCAUGCUAGUGUCACUGUUGCAUUGGCUCUGAGUCGGGUUCUCUGUCUUCAGAUGUUCAGCCUAAGAGAAGAGGAUUUGUGUGUGUGUGUGUUUGUUAUCAGUGUGUGUGUGUGUGUGUGUGUGUGUGUUUGUUAUCAGUGAUGAUGUGUGUGUGUGUGUGUGUGUGUUUAUCAGUGAUGAUGUGUGUGUGUGUGUGUGUGUGUGUGUGUGUGUGUGUGUGUGUGUGUGGGUGUGUGUGUGUGUGUGUCCUCAGGGCAAGAACUCGUGAGUUGGAAGAACUGAGAGACCUAUGGCGUGGGUGUUAUCCUUAGCCACCUGCUGACAAGGCUGACAAGAUAGGACUCUUGUUCAUUGUAUUGAAUACAAAGGCCCAACACAAAAUGGGUCAUGCACAAGAUUUUAGUCAGACCAAGCUAUAACAUUAUAUAUUUACUACGACAGUACAUUCAACCAAAAGCUAAUAUAACAAAGGCAUCAGAGAUUAUUUAUAAUCUGUCACAGAAACUGGAAUCCAUCUCCCCAGAUCAGUCAAUAAAUGCUUCUGGUAUUGACUUAUAUGCUGCCCCUGUCUUCAUGUUGUUGCUGGACAUAUAUUUUUUAAAAUGUGUGUAGGUCACCUAAAUCAUCAGAAAAAUUGCCCCUCCUGAGAAUUUUUUCAGGAGCCGCCACUGCAUGCGAGACAGGCACCUCUUUUGAAAAUCAAAUUUCCCAGUCUUGGUGUGUCCACACGGAUGCAAAUCGGGAUCGCCGUGGUGUUUUCCAUCACCUGGUGAGAUUUACAUUCCUGGUUUUGUUUGGGAAGCACAUAAUGUCCUGGGCUGGAGGAUAAUGGGGAUCAGGAUAUGUGUGCACCCCAGGCAGGACUGUCCUCGUACACCAUGACCCGCCAUCAUUAGUACGUUAAUGACUACACAUUUGCAGUUACUGUAUACAUUGGGAAUAUUCCAUUACCCCUAUCCCACAAUGCAUCACUUAGCUGACACAUGAGGAUGGGUUUCCUAUAUGCAGAAAGAGCAUACCUUGCACUGACAGCAUCUGUGGAUAACCUUUGACCCUCCAUCUAGGCCGUAGAUAUUCAAUACCAUAAAAGGAUCAGAGAAGGGAAAUAUAACCAGCACAAUAUUAUAUAUAAGUAGCACUUUUCAAGCAAACAUGGACUAUUUUGUACUUUAACUACGUUAUUCACAAAGGCCAGUAUUCUUAACACUCAGAUACACCACUCAAACUUUCACACAAGUCAAAAUAGAGUCUACAAAGCCUAAACAUAUGAUGUGCUUUAGUGCAGGGUUAGAUUUGACAGACAUAAGAGAGAAUGACCGAAGAUAUCAUGCACAGUGCAUAGCAUAGAAUAUUAUUGUUGAUGUGUCAUUGUAAUUAAUGUGGAAGAUAUUCCACAACCGAUAUGCAAAUCAGCGUAAUACCAGGAUGCGGAAUUCCCUUCAUGCUCUAUUUGUUCAUGGUCAGCCUCCCAUCGAGUGGCUUCAUCAGCACUUCAUCAUCUGUUUAUAAUUCAUUUUCUAUUUUGCAUUUUACCUCACUCAUUUUACCUCAUUUCAUUUUCCAUCUGUAGCUUCUUAGGCUGUUCUAAGGCAUAAAUACAGAUACCAGUAUUUCAAAAGCCUUAACAAAUACUUCAAUGAGUAUUGAUGCUGUGGUUGACUAUUUUGUUAUAAUUGAAUAGCUUAUGAUGUAUUCCAUGUGUAGCUGUUUAGGCUGUUCAAAAGCAUAAAUACACAUACCUGUACUUCAAAAGUAUAAAAAUACAUACUUCGAUAUGUGUAUUAUGUAUUUUAGGUGACUAUUUUGUUGUGAUACUAUAGCAUAUGGCCAGGCAUGUUUAUCUUAUGUUUCUGUUGCUGACUAUGAAUGACUAUCUGAAAUAGAAUUUGGUUGCACUUUGUUUUACUGUAGAGUAUUAAUCCACUGAGAAAUGAUCAGGUGAAAUGGCAAUUACAGAGUAAUAACAUGUAAAAAGCUAUAUCUCUAUGAUAACAUUCUAAUAAUCACUUGAAACAAGCUCUACUGGGCACCAUUUGUUACCAAGUAGUACUAGUUAUUUCGAAUUCUUCAAAAGUGCCAUUCAUCGAUGGUGACGUCAUUUAUGUGUACGCUCUUUUGACUUUAGGGUUAUAUUAGGAUUAUAUACUCUGUAUUUCAUCUUCAUAUCUAUGAUUGAAACUGAGGUGGACAGGAUAUCAAAGAAGGCAUGAGGACCACUCCUUGAAACCCAGGUGUCUACUCUCUCAGAGGUCAGAGAGACGUUGGAAGGAAUCUCCAAACACUUUGCAUACUGAUUUUCAUGUGUUCAAUUCAUGGAGGAAGCUUUGUUUAGAUCAUUACCUGCAACUCAACUCCCUCACCUCGAAACAAUCAAAAUCUUAGCCUCACAUUGGCAGGAACAGUUUUCUCUCUCCCAGACAGACAACGCAGCCAUGGCAAUAAAGUGAGUUCCUUUAUCUCUGAUUCUGUAGAUGAAUGCCGCUAUGUUUCAAUAGAAGUUACAACUUAUUACAAGAAUGCAUUUAAGUUAAUAUAAUGUAUUGGAUAACAGGUUAUUGGAAAAUGUUUAAGAUCUUUUCACUGGACUAUAAAAUAUAUAUUUUUUAAUGCAAAACCAUUGAUGAACCAUAUUCAUCUAUUUUCUUUCCAGGUGUGAGGCAGAUUUGAUAUUGUGUUUUGAAAAUCACUGAUUACUGCACUAGUGAUGGAUCUCAACGCUCUUUUCAAGGGUAGAUUUUGUUGCUUUCUCAAGGACCCACUUGAAGAGGCUGAGACUUGGGGAGAGUCUGUGGACAAACUCCUGUGUUGUAAAUGUAAGGACAACGUUAUAUCCUUUUAAUAUACUGCCUGUCUGGAAGGCAUCACCAAGAGUGCUAAACUGAUUAUGGCAUCCUCAGGAUAUCUGAUUUAGAAAAUCACAGGCAAAUUACGAUUGUCUGUUACAAGUAACUAAAAUGUAUCAAGUUAGUAUUACUGCCUUUGUCUUGUGACAGAACUCAUGCUCAUAUGCUUUCAUACAAUAACAAACAUUGAGAAAUCUCAUUUCCAACAAUUCCCAAAUGUUCCCUUCUUUUCCUAUUUUUUUUAUGUCCAGCUGGGCAGGCAGCUUUCAGACAAUUCCUGAAGUCAGAGUAUAGCGAGGAGAAUAUGCUGUUUUGGUUGGCCUGUGAGGACUACAAGAAGAUCAAGUCUCUUCCAGAGAUGAUCUCCUCUGCAAACAGGAUCUACUCCGAGUUUGUGGAAUGUGAAGCACCCAGACAGGUAAGUAGCUACCUGGGGCCGUAUGUAUCAAGCUUCUCAGAGUAGGAGUGCUGAUCUAGGCUGAUCAGCUUAGUCUUUAAGAUCAUAAUGAAUACGAUUAUAUGGACAACAGAUACCUGAUCCUAGAUCAGCACCCCUACUCUGAUACACUCAACACAUACAACCGCUGAUCACAAUCUGCUGUAUUUAUAACAACUCAGAAUUAACAAAUUAAUUAAUAAGGACCUGGUUGGAUCUAGACCUGUUUAUACUUGUAUCUGCCUUUUUACAUUCAGUAGACAUAAGAUGUAGAAAUGUAUCUGGAAAAAACCAAACACAUGUAUUUACUGGGCAUAUAUCUUGGUUGAAGAUCAACAUUGAUUGUGGAACCAGAGAAAAUAUCACCAAGAACAUCUCCCAGCCAAGCCUGACUUCCUUUGACGCGGCACAGAAGCUGAUCUACAGUCUGAUGGCCAGGGAUUGUUACCCACGAUUCCUCAAGUCAGACAUCUACCAGGAUUUGCUGAGGAGAGCAGAUGCAAGGUGACUCUCUCAAAUGACAAACGCUCUAAGUGUUUCUCAACCUUUUAUUUACCAGACACUGGCAAGCUAUAGUCCCUCCAUCCAUGGAGGACCACUUUGAAUAAAGGGAUGGUUCACUUGUUUUUUUUUGUUUUUAACCUUACUUUCGACUUACCUAAGGUGUUGUUACCUAGGGUUUAGUUUAGCAACAUCCAGAAUCUCCUGGUUUGAAUGUUUUCAUUCCUUAAAACUAGCACCUGAAAACUGACUAAAUGGCUGUCAGCUAACCAUCUAACAAGGAACUGGUCAAGAACAACCCAUAGGUUGAGAAACACUGCUCUAAAAGAUGAUGUAAAGUACAUUCUUUCACCUCUUUCAUCUACUUAUGCUUAACAUGUUAUUGCAAUCCAUGUCAAAACGAUAUCAGAGAUAGCUUUUCUUAAACUGGUGACUACAUUUCAUGGAUUGAUUCCAUUCUCAAUUAAUGUAUAUAGUAUAAUGUGUGCAAUGUUGUUGUAUUUAACUAAGUUAUUUGUAGAGACUAAAAUGCCUAAAUGUUGCCCCUUUGACCAUAGAUCUGAUGACGAAUAAGUUCUUAAUUUGUAUCAAUAGUAUUAUCACUUCUGUAUGUAAUCAGAUACUGUCUCAAAUUGAAAUGAAAAUGAUCUGAAUGAAUCAAGC